AUGUCCGCCACUCAAGAUAAGGGCAAGCGUCAAGUACGCUGGUACUUUGGCGGUAUUGCAGCAGCAGGAGCGGCUUGCUGCACGCAUCCACUGGAUACAAUUAAGGUUGCUCUUCAAACUCAAUUGGGUCAAUUGACUGCAACCGAAAUUACUAUUAAAAUUGUACGCGAGCACGGUAUCAUCGGUUUAUACAGAGGGCUUUCCGCGUCCGUAUUACGAAAUCUAACUUAUUCGAUAACACGUUUCGGCCUCUACGAAACUGGUAAAACUUAUGUGCCAACCGAUACUUUAUUAGCCAGAGUUCUGUUGGCCGGUUUCUCGGGUACAAUUGGUGGUUUUUUAGGUAUCCCAGCAGAUAUGGUUAAUGUGCGCAUGCAAGCCGAUCUUGCUUUUCCGCCCGAACAAAGAAGAAAGUAUAAACAUGGUUUGGACGGGAUAAGAAGAGUGUUUAAAGAAGAAGGCUUCACUAAAUUAUUUGCGGGAGGUACAACUGCGACUUCAAGAAGUAUCUUAAUGACUAUUACUCAAACUGCAUUUUACGACCACAUUAAAAUCAUGUUGACAAAGACUCCAUAUUUCGAAGAUAAUUGGUUUACCCACUGCACGGCCGUUAUGGUUGCCUCUGCUAUUUCUACAAGUAUCUUUCAACCGGUGGAUAUCAUAAAAACUCGCUCCCAAAGUUCUAGGCCUAUGGAACACAAGAGCUUAGGAGAAAUUAUCAGAUAUACGGGCUGUAAAGGUCCUUCAGGCUUCUAUAAAGGCUAUUUACCCUCCUUUUUGCGUUUAGGUCCACAAACCCUCAUCACCUUUAUGAUAGUAGAAAAAUUGCGAGAAAACUUUGGUCGCUUGCCGGACGAAGUCAAUUAA
Molecule: messenger RNA, 867 nt
Organism: Glossina fuscipes
Lineage: Eukaryota; Metazoa; Arthropoda; Insecta; Diptera; Glossinidae
Product: mitochondrial dicarboxylate carrier-like
Exons: 3
Coding region: 1-867 (288 amino acids)
Biological process (GO): thiosulfate transport; malate transmembrane transport; succinate transmembrane transport
Molecular function (GO): oxaloacetate transmembrane transporter activity; sulfate transmembrane transporter activity; succinate transmembrane transporter activity
Source: RefSeq, a predicted model, not a curated record